Molecule: messenger RNA, 1619 nt
Organism: Xenopus tropicalis (tropical clawed frog)
Lineage: Eukaryota; Metazoa; Chordata; Amphibia; Anura; Pipidae
Gene: dcaf7
Product: DDB1 and CUL4 associated factor 7
Cellular component (GO): nucleus; cytoplasm
Source: RefSeq, marked provisional
CGCCUGCGUAUCUGCUUCUAAAAGGCUUCGGCGAUCGUGUCCCGGUAACCGUGUUAGCAAAGCAGCUCCAGCCAUGUCCCUGCACGGGAAAAGGAAGGAGAUUUAUAAGUACGAGGCGCCAUGGACCGUCUAUGCUAUGAACUGGAGUGUGAGGCCGGACAAGAGGUUCCGCUUGGCGUUGGGGAGCUUUGUUGAGGAAUAUAACAAUAAGGUACAGCUAGUAGGACUGGAUGAAGAGAGCUCUGAAUUCAUUUGCCGAAACACAUUUGAUCACCCGUAUCCUACAACAAAGCUUAUGUGGAUCCCCGACACUAAAGGAGUAUAUCCAGAUCUGUUAGCCACCAGCGGGGAUUACCUCCGUGUCUGGAGGGUUGGAGAGACGGAGACCCGUCUGGAGUGUUUGCUAAACAACAACAAGAACUCUGAUUUCUGUGCCCCCCUCACCUCAUUUGAUUGGAAUGAAGUAGACCCCAACCUGCUGGGAACCUCAAGUAUUGAUACAACAUGCACAAUCUGGGGUUUGGAGACUGGACAGGUCCUUGGCAGGGUUAAUCUGGUGUCUGGACAUGUGAAAACGCAGCUCAUUGCCCAUGACAAAGAGGUCUAUGACAUUGCAUUCAGCCGUGCAGGAGGGGGCAGAGACAUGUUUGCCUCUGUGGGGGCAGAUGGCUCUGUGCGAAUGUUUGACUUGCGCCACCUGGAGCACAGUACAAUCAUCUAUGAAGACCCCCAACAUCAUCCAUUACUUCGACUGUGUUGGAACAAGCAGGAUCCGAACUAUCUGGCAACCAUGGCCAUGGAUGGAAUGGAGGUGGUAAUCUUGGAUGUACGAGUACCCUGUACCCCAGUAGCCAGACUUAACAACCACCGUGCUUGUGUCAAUGGCAUUGCAUGGGCACCCCAUUCAUCUUGCCACAUCUGUACUGCAGCGGAUGAUCACCAGGCCCUAAUCUGGGAUAUUCAGCAGAUGCCAAGAGCGAUUGAGGAUCCCAUAUUGGCAUACACAGCAGAGGGAGAAAUCAACAAUGUGCAGUGGGCAAGCACCCAGCCUGACUGGAUUGCCAUUUGUUACAACAACUGCCUGGAGAUCCUGCGAGUGUAACUGUAUUUAUUCCCUACCCUUCUAGCCCACUCUUCCUACCCCUUUCCUACAGGAUCUUCUGCUCCUCAAGGCCUCCGGUUUUUAUACAUCUGAACUUAUUGGCUCACCUUCCUGUCUGUGAUGUAAGCCAGAAGAUCCUCAUUAUCCUCCAGUACCUUAUUGGCUGUAACUACUAAACAUUAUUGUCCAUCCAGAUAAACAGAGUCCUCUGCCUGUUUUUACAGUAUGUGAUUCAACUCUUUUACAUGAAGGAAUUAGUGCUGCUUAGUAAAUCGGGCCCUGGUUUAUAAUUGACAACCCAAGAAAAGGGGUUCCCUUCCUUAGUCAGUUCCCUGUACUUUGCCCCGAGUGUAUUUCAGUUGUUGGGGGAUGGGAGGGGGGCCGGGUUGUGGGUGGGAUGGUAACUAUUGUACUGUAAUAUUACCUGUGUAUACUAUCCUCAUAUAUGUGUGUAUUUGUAGUGCUGACAUGCUGUUUCUAUAUAUUGUCUGAUAUUAAAGGAGUAUCAGGUUCCCUA